Messenger RNA from Pelobates fuscus (common spadefoot toad), 1459 nucleotides. It is a transcript of the gene VPS36, whose product is annotated as vacuolar protein sorting 36 homolog. The record is from RefSeq and is a predicted model, not a curated record. The transcript is spliced from 14 exons. Gene Ontology annotation, cellular component: late endosome membrane; ESCRT II complex. Bases 52 to 1212 code for a protein of 386 amino acids. Gene Ontology annotation, biological process: protein transport to vacuole involved in ubiquitin-dependent protein catabolic process via the multivesicular body sorting pathway. Gene Ontology annotation, molecular function: ubiquitin binding; phosphatidylinositol-3-phosphate binding. NCBI's taxonomy places the organism in Eukaryota, Metazoa, Chordata, Amphibia, Anura, Pelobatidae.
GUGGCCUUGCGGGGUCUCAGUUCCGGUUGGAAGUUUUGCCUGUAGCUGUCCAUGGACCGCUUCUCGUGGUGCUCCGGGCUGCUGGACAUUGAUGAGACCCUGGUGAUCCAGCAGCGCGGGGUCCGGCUCUCUGAUGGGGAGGAAAAGACGAAAUUUGAUUCUGGAGCACUCCUUCUAACAACACACAGACUUCUUUGGAGAGACCAGAAAAAUCAUGAAUUCUGCAUUGCGAUUCCUCUUUCUCAGAUUGUUUUCACAGAGGAACAGGCAGGGGGCAUUGGAAAAAGUGCAAAAAUUGUUGUCCAUCUACAUCCUCCCACCCCGAACAAAGAACCAGGUCCCUACCAGAACAGCCGCUUCUCCUAUGUCAAGAUGUCCUUUAGAGAACACGGUCAAAUAGAGUUUCAUAGGCGUUUGUCAGAAGAGCUAACACAACGAAGAUGGGAGAGGUUAUCUGCAUCCCCUUCAAUCCAGCCAAACAAAGGUUCUCAGGGUGGACGAAUUAAAGCCGUCGGCAUUGUUGGCAUUGAGAGGAAACUGGAAGAAAAAAGAAAAGAGACUGACAAAAACAUUUCCGAGGCUUUUGAAGAUCUUAGCAAGUUGAUGGAAAAGGCCAAGGAAAUGGUGGAGCUGUCUAAAUCAAUAGCUAACAAAAUCAAAGAUAAACAGGGGGACAUCACAGAGGACGAGACCAUCCGCUUUAAAUCCUACCUACUGAGCAUGGGAAUAGUGAAUCCAGUUACCCGGGAAACGCACGGAUCUGGGACACACUAUCACAUGCAACUGGCUAAACAGCUGGCGACGAUGCUACAGACACCUCUGGAGGAGCGAGGUGGCAUAAUGUCUCUUACUGAAGCUUACUGUCUAGUAAACCGAGCUCGGGGCAUGGAGUUGCUGUCACCAGAGGAUUUGGUAAAUGCUUGCAGAGUGCUUGAAACCCUGAAACUCCCUCUGAGGCUUCGAAUUUUUGACAGUGGUGUCAUGGUGAUUGAACUUCAAUCUCAUAAUGAAGAGGAAAUGGUUGCUUCUGCUUUAGAAACGGUAUCUGAGAAAGGCUCGUUGACAUCUGAAGAGUUUGCCAAGAUUGUAGGAAUGUCAGUUCUCCUAGCUAAAGAAAGGUUGUUACUGGCUGAAAGCAUGGGACACCUCUGCAGGGAUGACUCCGUAGAAGGCUUGCGUUUUUAUCCAAACCUCUUUUUGACCCAGGCUUAAUGACUUGCCAGACAUAUGCACAGACUGGAAAACAAAUGACACCAUGCUGUCAGUGUGAAUUAUCAUGAUGAUGAUUGUCCUAAUUGAGCAUUACAGUUUCUUACGGGAGUUCUCCAGAAAGAAGGAUGCCAACACAAGAAUGGAUUUUCUUAUACUGUAUACCUGGGAGCACUGUGUUGGGAUUGAUAUGAAUGCAAUUAUGUUUCAUAUUUGGGUGUAAGAUGUAUUUUCUAUGUGAUUAUCAAUA